AUUUCAGUGUCAAAGAUGAGUCCUGUUGAAUAUUUCGACAGCUGUUUUAGAAAUUAUCCGUAAAUAAAUACUGUUUUAAACUGUUUAUAUUGAAGAAAUACAUCCAGGUAUUAACAUAAUUAUUCACAUGGUCAUGAUAGCUGUUGCUAUAUUUAGUUUUUGUAUAAAAUGAAACAAAGGAAUCGACUUCUUCAUAAUGAGAAUGAUCUGAUAACCAACAUGAACGGCUAUAGAGAAGACGGUAAUGAGCUAAAUCAUAAGAUACAGCUGUACAGGAUAAAACCUAAGGAACAUUUUAUAGAGGCACAAAUUCAGGAUGGGGACACACUACAAGCUAUCGCUCUCAGAUUUCAUUGUUCUAUUUCAGAAUUGAAGAGGAUAAAUCAAAUACAUAAAGAUAAUGAAAUUUUUGCAAAGAGAACCAUAAAAGUUCCUGUCACUCCUUAUUCAGUGCUGACAGAACUCAUUCCUACACAGCCACCAGAACCUCAGCCGUCUACAUCUAGUGACAAUGCUACCAGCCUCAACAUGCAAAGUCUUUUGCAGAACUCACAAUCUAUGCAAAAUCAAAGCAACACACCAAAAGAUGUGGAUCUCGCUCUAGAUUGUAAUGCAAUGAUUUUAAAUAGUACAAUUGCUCCUUCUGUAAUUCCGUUUACUGAUUCAGAACAAACUGAUUUUGUAUCUGAGGACACUCAGCUUUUACCGAGUAAAGAGAAAGUCUCUGUUGAGACGGUCGUUGUGAAGGAGCUCACAGCCCAUGGAGCAGAUUUUGGAUUGAAAUGGUUCCAUCUUCUAUGUUUUGUGCUGCUACUAGGAGUUGUAGUGCCACUAGUGUAUGUAUUAUUUUAUUUAGACAAGCAUGAGCAUGCAGACCUGCCACCACUGUAUGGAAGCCGGUGAUUUUAGUAUAAACUAUGCGACGAAAAGCUUUAAGUUACGGAAGUUUUUAUAUAACAUUUUAUACUGUGAAUAUGUAUUAUACAUGUAAAAUUAAGGGAACAUUAUUGUGAUUCAAAAAUAAACAUAAUUAAGUUA
Aricia agestis (brown argus) is the source of this 1038-nucleotide messenger RNA. RefSeq names its product lysM and putative peptidoglycan-binding domain-containing protein 3. The record is from RefSeq and is a predicted model, not a curated record. NCBI's taxonomy places the organism in Eukaryota, Metazoa, Arthropoda, Insecta, Lepidoptera, Lycaenidae. Bases 169 to 903 code for a protein of 244 amino acids. The transcript is spliced from 3 exons.